Molecule: messenger RNA, 1989 nt
Organism: Ziziphus jujuba (common jujube)
Lineage: Eukaryota; Viridiplantae; Streptophyta; Magnoliopsida; Rosales; Rhamnaceae
Exons: 1
Coding region: 355-1320 (321 amino acids)
Source: RefSeq, a predicted model, not a curated record
AUUUAUGUAUUACAAGAUUUGAUAUUUCUAGAGAAAAAUACAGAGGAAAAUUGCAAAUUUGACAAGCAAAAACCAAGAAUAAUUUGAAAAGCAAUAGAAGCAAAUACUUAAUUUGGUAUUAAGGAGUUUGUCCUUCCAACAAGAUAACUCAGACCCAUUUACGGACUGCGUAACAAAAAGAAUAAUUAGUUGAUCUUUCUUUAUCCAAUUUACCUUAAGUUGAAACAUCUCAACCAACAGAAAAAACCAACAUAGUUUUAUUUUAUAAGACAAACAAACAAGCGCACAAAUAAGUGCAUUUUUGAAGAAAGAAGUGCCUGCGGCAGGUAGAAAUCAGAAGACAAAGCAAACAAAAUGAUCAAUUGGAAGCUCCUGUGGCCAGAAUAUCCAGCAUUGCAACCAGAAUGGGCCAUGGAAGAUAUCCAUUUAGCGUUCUUCAAGUGUCUAAGAUGGCAGGUUGAAGAGACCAUGGAUCCUAUCAAUUGCCCUUACCACUAUUUCUGUGAUAGCACUUAUGCUGGUAACUAUUCACCUGCUGUGGAUAUCGCUGCUCUUAUGUUAACAACCAUUUCAUACUUGGCAACUCUAGUCGUUAUGGUCAUGGACAUAUCAAGGAGAGGUCAAAAUGGUGGUCUAUCAAAGAGAUGUUUGCUGCCUUCUGGUCCAGUUUCGCUCCCACUGAUCCUUUUGGCCCUAGUCAAGGGACGCAGAAUCAACACCAUAUUUCCUCUAUCAUGCACUGGCCCUGCAAUCCUCCAACUGAUUCACAUUUCUGCACUCAGCUUUGACAAUGAAGCUGUUAAGGAUAUCAAGUAUGUUUUCUUAGAGGCAUCAACAAUUUCUGGAAUCUUGCAUGCAAGUCUGUACUUGGAUUCUAUUAUCUUACCGUAUUAUACUGGAGUGGAUGCUCUGGUUUCAUCAACAUUUUCGGGUGAGUGUUUAUCUUGUGUUUGUCGUAAAGAUGUUUUAGUAGCUGGAGGAACUAUUGUAUCCUACCGAGGGUGGUCAGUGACCACAUUUUUGGUUGUGGCUGCCCUGUGUUUAAGGAUGAUUAGUAGAAUGCCUGGAGGUAAAACUAGAAAAAUCAUACUAGUCAGGUCGGUGAUAGAGACUUUAUGCUGGAUCCUGAUAACUACUGAUUGUGUAUAUCUAUCAAGAAAUUCCCCACCAGAGAGACUGGUAUUGAGAGUUGCUGCUUUUGGAGGCAUCUUUAUUUUGAUUUGCCUUCACGUACUUAAAAAAGCAUGCACUCAGAUCACACAAUGGCAGCGUAUAAAAAACAUAGGACAAGUGCCAUUUGCAUUAAAGCCCAAUAGAUAGGUGACAAGAAGAAACAUAUAUCUUCAGAAGCUAAGGAUUCUAUUGAUGAAAAUAAAUAUGAAUGUUCUUCUACAGCUAAUCUUAUCUUUUCCCACUGUUCAAUUUACAAAUUUAAUAACAAAGAGAUCCAAGAGGGGGUAUAAAUCUAAGUCAAAAUGCACCAGCAUAUAGAGGGAGACAACAGAUUUCAGGGACUGCAAAUCGUAAUAGAUAUCAGAUCUCUUUGACAAAUAUGCUCCUGCCACAUAUAGAAAACAAUCUAGAGAGUGAAAUUCCCAAGUGAAUCACAAGAAGAACCUCCUUCUGCUAGUGUCCAUUUCUGGCUAAUUUUCAAAUGGGUAAGGAAAAAAAAAAAAAAAAUUACAGAAAGAAGAAUUAAGAGGCAUCGAGGAGUUUUUGUUAGGAGGAAAUCUAUCAGAUCGAUAGGCCAAAAUAAAUGAACGAUAAGAAGAAUACCUUGUGAACCCACUAAUAUUCCCCGCCUUUAGUAUUAAAUGUUCCAUGCUGCAGACUCACAAACUUCAAUGUGAAACGAGGGUCACACUCCCAUGGUUUUUUGAAUAAAACAUUGUAUCAAGACUUAUUCAUAACCAGCUAGCAUGAAUGGUGACAAAUACCAUUUCGUAAAUAAAAACAUAAGUACAAAUGCACGUAAAAAAUUUAUCAUUU